This is a messenger RNA of Thalassophryne amazonica, 1861 nucleotides long. RefSeq names its product WAS protein family homolog 1 (gene wash1). NCBI's taxonomy places the organism in Eukaryota, Metazoa, Chordata, Actinopteri, Batrachoidiformes, Batrachoididae. Gene Ontology annotation, biological process: retrograde transport, endosome to Golgi; Arp2/3 complex-mediated actin nucleation; exocytosis. Gene Ontology annotation, cellular component: recycling endosome; WASH complex; early endosome. The record is from RefSeq and is a predicted model, not a curated record. The transcript has 11 exons. Gene Ontology annotation, molecular function: alpha-tubulin binding; gamma-tubulin binding. Bases 119 to 1531 code for a protein of 470 amino acids.
UGUGAACGCAUCAUGUGACAACAGCAUGAUCACGUGAAGAAUACGGAAGCGGACUGUUUUGCGAAAUAUUACCUUGUAGCUUCUUGUGGGUCUAUUUGUUAAGAAAUAAACAUCACCAAUGGUCAGGAUGACUCAGAAGCACUGCCUGGAGGGCCAGGUGUACUCAGUCCCUCUUAUCCAGCCUGACCUGAGGCGUGAGGAAGCGGUUAAUCAGAUAGCAGAUGCAUUACUCUACCUGGAAACCAUCUCCACAGACAUUUUCAGAAGAGUGUCUGAGAGUGUAGAAAAGAACCGCCGUCAGCUUCAGAGCAUCACAGACCGAAUCAGAUUAGCCCAGGCCCGUGUCGACAAGAUCAAAGGCAGUAAAAAGGCCACCAAGGUUUUCUCCAGUUCCAAAUAUCCAGCUCCAGAUCGACUUCAGGAUUACUCCUCUAUCUUCACUGGGGCAACAGACCCCUCAUCGCAAACCCGCCCCCGGCUCAGGAUACAGAACAGACUUCCGACCUUUGAUGAAAACGCCUUGCAGGAGCGGUUGUUGUAUUUCCCAGUGUGUGUGAGCAAUAAGAAGACAUCUGAAGAUGAGACAGAAGAAGGGCUGGGAAGUUUGCCGCGCAACAUUUCAUCCGUCAGCUCGCUGCUGCUCUUUAACACCACAGAGAACCUAUACAAGAAGUAUGUAUUGCUCGAUCCUCUUGCUGGAGCAGUGACCAAAACCCACACAACUCUAGAGACUGAAAAAGAAGAGAAACCAUUUGAUGCACCAUUGUCAAUUACGAAAAGAGAGCAGCUGGAGAGACAGACAGCAGAGAGUUAUUUCUAUGUGCCAGACCUGGGUCAGGUUCCUGAGAUAGACGUCCCGUCCUACCUGCCUGACUUGCCAGGCAUUGCAGAUGACCUGUCUUACAGCGCAGACUUGGGGCCCGGCUUUGCCCCAUCAGGAUCCACACAUAACAUACCGGAGUUGCCGUCCUUCUCUGAGGAGAGCAGUGUACCCGGGUCUCAACUCCAACCUAGUGUUCCACCUCCUCCUCCUCCACCCCCACCACCCCCCCCUGAGUCUACUGCUACUCCUCCUCCAGGAGUUACACCUCCCCCACCACCUCCUCCCCCUCCUCCAGCAGACAACCCUGCACAACUCUCUCAAGUGCCAGGCUCAGGCCCCGUGUCUGGUGCUCCCACUGAGGUGGUUCAGCCGUCGGACGGCCGCGCCAGUCUCCUGGAGUCCAUCCGCAAUGCCGGAGGCAUCGGCAAAGCCAAGUUACGCAAUGUCAAAGAACGCAAGAUGGAGAAGAAGAAACAGAAGGAGCAAGAGCAAGCAGUGGGAGCAUCAUCUGGUGGUGGAGACUUUAUGUCCGACCUCUUCAACAAACUUGCUAUGCGAAGGAAAGGAAUAUCUGGUAAAGGUCCAGCAGGUGGCGAGUCCAAUGACGCAACCCCUGGAACCAGUGGUGCAUUUGCACGAAUGUCGGAUGUCAUCCCGCCCCUUCCUGCUCCACAGAUGGCAACAGAUGAUGAUGACUGGGAAGCAUAACCGAAUAGACAAACUAUCAGAAAUGAUAAAUGCUGGAGUGAAAAACAGACGAUACUUAAUUUGUUUCGAAAUUGGUUUCUCCUCAAUCCCUCCAACAGGAGUAUAUAAAAAAUUUUCAGUUUUCUGUUUAAAAAAAAAAGUCUAAUAAUGACAGUCUGCUGUUGAGGACUGGUAAUAAACUGAAAUAAAGUUUAUUUAACAGAUGAAUUGAAACAGUCUCAGAAAAUUAAACAAACGUACAGACUACUGAUUAUUUUAACAGAGCUAAUGUACCCUAAGAGCAAGAAACAAUUUCAGUAACAUUAAAUAAAAUUUGUUUUCCAAUUUGCA